This is a messenger RNA of Cloeon dipterum, 2439 nucleotides long. RefSeq names its product Akt kinase (gene Akt). Lineage: Eukaryota; Metazoa; Arthropoda; Insecta; Ephemeroptera; Baetidae. Gene Ontology annotation, biological process: protein phosphorylation. Gene Ontology annotation, molecular function: protein serine/threonine kinase activity; ATP binding. The record is from RefSeq and is a predicted model, not a curated record. Bases 330 to 1844 code for a protein of 504 amino acids. The transcript is spliced from 9 exons. Gene Ontology annotation, cellular component: cytoplasm; nucleus.
UUUUACCAGUCUCGCAGGGAUAGUGGAUAGAAAGCAAUCGCAAAACGCGUUCACGACGAUCAUCACAAAACAAAAAACACAAGCAGAGUUGACGUCGAGUCGAUGUUUGUGGAACAUUUUCUGUCUGAUUUGAGCAGAUUUGGCACUUGUGCACCUGCAAAUUCGUUAUAGCAGUCCGUGGCGGCCGAUCGUGCGGUUCCGAGGCCGAAAAUCAGGCGUCCAGGCUUGGAAUGAAUGGACAAGACGAACUGCGCCGCGAAAUUCUCUCCAGGCAUGUGCUCGAAGCCACCGUGCUGAAUUAGGACUGAAAACAAAAAACUGAAUCUGCCAUGAACGAGGUUUCUGCUUUUCCAAAGAUUGUCAAAGAGGGGUUGCUAUGGAAAAGAGGCGAGCACAUAAAAAAUUGGCGCGCCCGUUACUUCCUCCUUUUUGAAGAUGGAUCACUGGUCGGCUUCAAGAACAAACCAGAGAGCGCCCAGGCUCUCGGUGACCCGCUCAACAAUUUUACGGUCAAGGACUGCCAGAUUAUGGCUGUCGACAGACCGAAGCCCUUCACUUUCAUCAUCCGUGGUCUGCAGAUGACCACAGUCAUUGAGCGCACAUUCCACGUGGAGACCGAUCAGGAAAGGAAAGAUUGGAUGCAAGCCAUCCAGCAAGUGGCUGAGAAAAUUUACCAAGACGAGUCGACUACGGAAGGCUCCAGUGAUGUGCCUAAGUCUGGUGAUGCUGCCAUUGAUGAACUCAGUGCCAAAUUCUCCUUAACUGGCACCUCAACCGCAAAAUCAUCAGGGAGAAAGAAAGUUACUCUAGAAAACUUUGAAUUCCUCAAAGUGCUGGGAAAGGGAACGUUUGGAAAGGUCAUAUUGUGCCGUGAGAAAGGGACUGGACAUUUGUUCGCUUUAAAGAUUCUGAAGAAAGAUGUGAUAAUACAGAAGGACGAGGUGGCACACACGCUGACCGAAAGCAGGGUUCUGCGUACUACGAACCACCCAUUCCUCAUUAGUCUGAAGUACUCGUUCCAAACUGUAGACAGAUUGUGUUUUGUAAUGGAAUACGUAAACGGUGGAGAGCUCUUCUUCCACUUGUCAAGGGAGCGCUUCUUUACUGAAGAUAGGACAAGGUUUUACGGCGCCGAGAUUAUCUCGGCUCUGGCCUAUUUGCACAGUCAAGGCAUCAUCUACAGAGAUUUGAAGCUUGAGAACCUGUUACUGGACAAAGAUGGUCACAUCAAGAUAGCAGAUUUUGGCCUAUGCAAAGAGUCGAUCACUUACGGGCAGACGACGAAAACAUUUUGCGGCACACCUGAGUAUUUGGCGCCAGAAGUGCUCGAAGACAAUGAUUACGGGCGCGCGGUCGAUUGGUGGGGUGUUGGGGUUGUCAUGUACGAGAUGCUUUGCGGCCGCCUUCCCUUCUACAACAGAGACCACGACGUCCUCUUCACCCUAAUACUUAUGGAGGAGGUUAAAUUUCCAAGAAAUAUCUCGAGCGAUGCUAAGUCCCUACUCUCAGGCCUUCUCAUCAAAGACCCGAACCAAAGGUUAGGCGGUGGUUUGGACGAUGCUAAGGAUAUUAUGGAUCACCCCUUUUUCGUCAGCAUCAACUGGAACGACCUCGUUCUCAAAAAGAUCACCCCGCCUUUUAAACCUCAAGUGACCUCGGACACCGACACGAGAUACUUUGACCAGGAGUUCACCGGAGAGUCGGUGGAGUUGACCCCGCCUGAAGCUGGCCCUUUGUGCAGCAUCACUGAGGAAAUGGAGCAGCAGCCAUACUUUUCGCAGUUCUCUUAUCAGGAACCAAGUUCUACCCUGGGCAAUGGCCCAAACCAGAAUCUGCAGCAUUGAGCCCAGCCGGCACGGCAGAUUGUGAUCAGCACAGCCCCGCAUAUUCCUGACACACAAAAAAAGAAAGAAGGAUUUCAAUAAUUAUUGCAUUAUCUGAUCUGUGUAAUUUAUCGUACCGGUUGAAAAAUUGUAGCCUAAUGAUUUACAAUACAAUAGUUUUAAUUGUUAGUAUUAAAAAAAGAGAGAAAGUAACGUGCUUUAAGAUAAUAAUGGCCUCGAAAUUGAAUUUGAUUUUAAAAUGUAUACAUAUCCUUCUAGUUUCUUGCCAAAUGUUAACAACUGUGUUCCUAGUGAAUUAACCACGUUUAAUUUGACGGCAGCAUACCCUUGUGAAGAUGGAGAGUUGAGCACUCUUUAGUGUAGUGUAGCGAAUUUCUGCAGGAAUGUUUUGCAUUUUAAGUGUACAGAAAUCUGAAUUGGUUCUUUAGACCUGAUGUUGGUUACAAUCCCAAUGAUUUAUCUAGUAUUAAAGCCAGCUAAUUCAUUAAUUUUCAAACGUCUUGAUUUGUAUUCUGGCAAUGCGUUUGAUGUUCAACUUUCCUGUAAUCAUGUUACAGCAGAUUAAAUAAAAAUUUGAUAUCAAUUGUAAAAACAA